This is a messenger RNA of Aspergillus pseudotamarii, 1690 nucleotides long. Its product is annotated as FAD binding domain-containing protein. The record is from RefSeq and is a predicted model, not a curated record. The transcript has a single exon. Gene Ontology annotation, molecular function: FAD binding. NCBI's taxonomy places the organism in Eukaryota, Fungi, Ascomycota, Eurotiomycetes, Eurotiales, Aspergillaceae. The coding region runs from base 102 to 1616 and encodes 504 amino acids.
CCGAGAUGGUUUACUUUAAGAAACCCUUGAAAGGCUUCGUUUGCGACCCCAACACGAGAUAGCUUUCAAAUCUAAAAAGUAACAUUUUGAUCGAGAUUUGAAUGAUGGACAAAACUUGGGAUGUUAUCGUUGCUGGCGCUGGCCCAGUAGGGCUUUUUCUCGCCUGUGAAUUGGCCACAGCUGGUGUGUCGGUGCUUGUACUGGAACAAGAGACUGGCCCGGAGUCGCCUUGGAAGGAGGGAUUAUUUGGUCGUCGUGGUCUAUAUAUCCCUUCAGUCGAGGCAUUCUAUCGUCGUGGCAUGUUAAAGGAGAUCUUCGGUGAGGACGAGCGCCCGACGAAUUUCCAGAAGACCGAAGGAUUUCAGUUUGGGGGACACUUUGCUGGCUUGGUACUUAAUGCCAACAACAUCGACUUUUCACGAUGGCCUUAUCACUUACCAGGACCGUCCUUUCUGCCUGGUCCAACUUCUCUCGGACGUCUCGAGGCUGUGUUGUCCAGACGCGCAGAGAUGCUCGGUGUACACAUCCUCAGAGGUAUGGAUGUCUCCCGGCUUACAAAUGGAGGUGAAUCAGUACAGGUAUGGACCGGCGACCAGCUUUUUACGGCGCAAUGGCUCGUCGGAUGCGAUGGUGGACGCAGCACGGUUCGCAAAGCUGCUGGAUUUGAGUUUGUCGGGACGGAAGCGCAGUUCACUGGUUAUAUUGCGACGUGCGAUCUCGACAGACCGGAGUUAUUAAAGCCAGGAUUUACGCACACAAACACGGGGAUGCAUAUAGUUAGUGGGCCUGGACAGCUUCAUGUGAUUGAUUUUGAUAGGGACUUUGACCGGUCACAACCUAUCACGCGGGAACACUUCCAAGAAGUAUUACGACGAGUGUCAGGCACAAAUAUCGUCGUCGAAGCACUUCACUUAGCCUCAUCGUUCACCGAUCGCUCAAAGCAAGCAACAAAGUACCGCAAAGGACGUAUCCUCUUGGCCGGCGACAGUGCCCACAUCCACUCUCCAUUGGGCGCUCAAGGAUUGAGUACGGGCAUUGGCGAUGCGAUGAAUCUCGGCUGGAAGCUUGCUGCUACCGUCAAGGGGGUUGCAUCUCUUGGCCUACUGGACACUUACCAUCAAGAGCGACAUCCAGAGGCGGCACGGGUGCUUGAGUGGACUCGCGCGCAAGUAGCGAUAUUACGCCCUGAUCCAUAUGGCCAGGCCAUUGCGAGCCUCAUGCGGGACAUGGUCAAUACACAAGAUGGAGCCACCUACAUCGCCGAUCGCAUCUGGGGGCUUUCACUGCUCUACGACCUAGGCGAUGCACAUCCACUCGUAGGCUGUAGCGCUCCAGACUUUGAAUUCCAUGAUGGGUUGCGACUCGGAGCUAAGUUAGAGACAGGCUCCUUCCUGGUGAUUGACUUUGGGAGCAACGGCAAGGUGGCAGCGUUUGUGAAGUCCUUGCGGCCCAUGGUUGACUACUCUGGGCACUAUGCAAAGGAGACAUUCGGGCUGAAGGGUUUACUGGUGCGACCUGAUGGUGUCGUCGCAUGGGUGUCGACGGACAAGAUUGACAUAAGACGACUGCAAGCGGCAUUAUCCCGUUGGAUAAGUCUCCCCGGACUUGAUGUCUGAAGGCAAUACCUCUUGUUUGAACCAAUAGAAGGAAUUGACUGCAUAACAAAACUCAACGAACCAGCUUGUCUACU